AUGUCCGACUUCUCCGACAGCGACAGUGACACCGAUUUGAAUUUUAACUCUGCUGCCGAGGCUGUUCAGAAGAUUCACACUAAACUUUCGGCGGCCGAUUUACUAGAACUCUAUGGCCUUUACAAACAAAGCACCUGUGGCAAGUGUAAUACCACAAAGCCAGGUAUAUUCCAGGCUCAAGCUAGAUCGAAAUGGAACGCAUGGAAUGCACUGGGCGAGAUGGAUCAGAAGCAAGCCAGGCGAUUGUACACUGAGAAGAUAACUCAACUUGACCCGGAGUGGCGAGCAGUGGAUAAAUCAGCAGGAAAAACUGGUUGGGUUGUCCACUCUGUGCAUGCGGUGGAAGAAGAAGAACAAAUAGACGAAGACAAUAAGAAUCCAUUCGAUUACGUCAAGGAGAACAAUCUCGCCGGACUGAAAAGAGUUCUGGUUAAGGAAUCCAUUAACGAGCUAGAAGAAGACAGUGGCAUGGGGCUUAUUCAUUGGGCGACUGACCGGAAUUCUGGUGAUCUCCUGGAAUAUCUUCUCUUGUCUGGAGCUAAUGUGAAUCUUCAGGACUCUGAUGGACAGUCGUGCCUUCACUAUGCUGCAAGUUGUGGACAUUUUGAUUGUCUGAGGAUACUGAUCAAAUUUGGUGCUGAUAAAGAUUUACGAGAUAAUGAAGGAUCUAUAGCUCUGGAAGUGGCCGAUGAUGAAAAUAUUAAAAAGUUACUAGAGAGCUGAGAAUUGUUUAUAAUUUUUUUUUGUACGGGUCGGUUUUUAAUAAAUUUUAUUAUUAAGGGAAAUACAAAAUAAAUCAGUGACACCUUCUAGAACAAA
Molecule: messenger RNA, 819 nt
Organism: Eupeodes corollae
Lineage: Eukaryota; Metazoa; Arthropoda; Insecta; Diptera; Syrphidae
Gene: anox
Product: acyl-CoA-binding domain-containing protein 6
Exons: 1
Coding region: 1-723 (240 amino acids)
Molecular function (GO): protein binding; fatty-acyl-CoA binding
Source: RefSeq, a predicted model, not a curated record